CUUGGGAAGUGGAAGGAGUAAAUGUUCCUGUUUUGGUAGUGUCUUCGCCAGUUGUCUUUGAUACAGCUUCAAAAUUUUAACUAAUUUCACAAUUUAUGCUUUUUUCAGUCUAAACUCUAAACGGAACAUUUAAAGCAUACAAUGCCAUCUAGUUGUUUGUUUUUGGGGGGAAAAAAGUAAAUGGUACAAAAGGUAUCGCUGCCUUGCAUCAAAUUUCAACUUGGGGCGGGGGUGUCGUGGAUAUUUUGUGAUGAUGUGGUUUAUUCUGUGCAUUAGGUAUAAGCUUAAAAACGGAAAUUUAAAGAAAUGAGCGCCCCCGUCCAGUUUUUGCAAGUCCCAUUUUUGUAGUGGUAAAAUCUGCAGGUCUGGUUGCCAUAUUUCACAGAAUUCUGUCUGCAAGAACUUGAUACAAGGAUUUGAUUGCAUUUUUAAUUCAAGUAGCCUUCACAGUUGUGAUGAGUGAAUUGCUUUGGAUUGGGAUUUACACACUAUACCAUCAGAUACCCAGCAGGAAACGCAGCAGAAAUCGCAGAAAACACUACCCUAGUAGCACCUACCAGAGAGUUAUCUGACAGCUGAGACAGGCCAUGGAGAACAAGCCUGCAAAAAACCAUAGGGCUGAGUCUGCUGGACCUGAUGAAAAUGAUGGGAUGCAGUUGUUGGAAAACAAGGAGGAUGAUGGUAAACCUCCUGCAGCUAAGAUAGCUCGACAAGAUAAUAGCAGACUUCAUGUUGUGGAUCCCAGUAGGGAUGAUGCUGACAGUAUUAUGGUACAGCCUCUGGUUGAAGGUAGUGGUAUUUCUGAAAUUGCUAAGUCUGUAAAUAUAGAAAGAUCUGCCAUUCUGGAGUUCCCCAAACUUCCCACUGGUACAGCAUUUGGACUGAAGAUUCCAACAGAGGUUCAAGAAUUUCUUCCUGCUGUAGUUAUGGACAGUCAGACACAAGUGAGUGAAAUAAUUUCUAAAGUUAAAUGUGAUGGACCAGACAUAGUGGAGAUUCCAGCAGCAGAGCAAGAAGUUCUUCCUGCUGUGGUUGUGGACAGUCAGACUCAAGAAAAAGAAUUAAUUUCUGAAGUUAAGCUUAGUACACCAGACAGUGUGGGGAUUCCAGCAGAAGUGCAAGAUUGCCUUCAGACAGUUGUCAUGGACAGUAAAACACAAAUGAAAAACAUAAUUUCCGAUGUAAAAUUGGUGGCGAGGGAUGCAGCUGAAUGGCAGCAAACAUUUUCUGGCCAUGUAUUGCCGUCAUACCCAACCCAAGAGCCAGAAGUAGUUCCUGAAAUCACACAGUUGGGCAGCCCAGCACAGCAACGUGAAUGUAUUUCUAAGGUCAUAGAAAUGGAGGGCCCUGAGCAGAGUGACAAAACGGUCAGCAGCUGUGAAACAGAGCCCAUCACAGAGGAAAAUGUUGGAUACUAUUCUUUAGGAUACGACUUUACCCAUGUUCCUCAGUUACUGACUGGAGCCUGGGCAGAGUACUCCGGCAUCGCAGAAAACUUCCUAAAAGGCUCCAAGUGGGCCCCAGAUGGAACAUGUAUAGCAACUUGCAGUGCUGACAACAUUCUGCGAAUUUACAAUCUUCCUCCAGAGUUCUAUGCUGAGGACUGGGAUGUCUUGGCUGAAAUGCAUAGCAAGCAGCUGUAGAGACAACCCUAUUCAUAUCUGGGAUGCCUUUUAUGGAGAUUUGCGGGCAUCUUUCAGGCCAUACAACCAUCUGGAUGAACUGACUGCUGCACACUCACUAUGCUUUUCCCCUGAUGGCUCCAAGUUGUUCUGUGGAUCAGAUAAAAUGGUGAGAGUGUUUGAUACUUCUCGACCAGGCAGGGAAUGUGAAAAAAGACCAACAUUUGUGAAGAAGACUGGUCAGAGUGGUAUCAUCUCAUGCAUAACCUUUAGUCCAUACCAGGAUGUUUAUGCCUGCACAUCAUAUUCCAAAACCGUGGGUUUGUACACACUGAAGGAUGGGAUCUUGGUGACGGUCCUUAAAGGACACCAGGGUGGAGUGACACAUGCUGUCUUCUCCCCAGAUGGCAGCCUGCUAUAUACAGGAGGACGAAAAGACCCCGAGAUCCUGUGCUGGGACCUAAGGAAUCCUGGGAAAGUGUUGCUGUCCGUGUUAAGGAAUGUCACUACCAACCAGCGGAUGUAUUUUGACAUAGACCCCUAUGGACGCUACUUAGUAAGCGGAAACACACAGGGUGUGGUGUCAGUGUGGGACAUGUCCCUUCCGUGCAUUGAAAGCGCAUGUUCAUUAUUGAAUCCAGUGCUCCAGUUUCAGAGCCAGCGAGACUGCAUUAAUGGAAUCAGCUUGCACCCCACUAUGCCAUUACUGGCUACAGCUUCAGGGCAGCGUAAGUUUCCUGAGCCUUCUGACAGCAGUGAUGAGGGAGAGAAUGAUGGUGUAAUCAUGACUCAACGCCACAUCACAGGCGAGAAUUCUCUGCAGCUGUGGUGGUGUGCUUCCAAUACUGACAAAGCUGAAGACUGAUCCAGAAUACCCAUCUGUAAAUUGUUCUGCAUAGAAUAAGAAUGUCAUUAUGCACAAUGCACACCCUUUUUUUUGUCAAGUACACAGUGUUGUAUAUUAACAGUAGCUGCUGAAAAAAAGUUUCAUUAACCACCCCCCCGGAUGUGGGCUUUCUGUGAUGUACAGUAUCUUGCAGGCUUGCUUUAAGAUCUGCGGUGGAACCAUUUGUGAAAGAAUGAUUGUUAGUAAGUUACUGAUUAGAAAACUAUAAGCUGACUUUUAUUUAAUUUUGAGCAGCAUUUUAGUAAUUGUGCUUUUUAUACAUGGUGACAGCUGUAAAAUAAUUGCACCAGUGUGCCCAUAUUCUGCUGCAACUAGUCGUCUAUUAGCUUUACAGCCAUCAUAAAUACAUUUUGAUUGUGGUUUAAUAA
This is a messenger RNA of Protopterus annectens (West African lungfish), 2897 nucleotides long. It is a transcript of the gene WRAP53, whose product is annotated as WD repeat containing antisense to TP53. Gene Ontology annotation, molecular function: protein binding; RNA binding. The record is from RefSeq and is a predicted model, not a curated record. NCBI's taxonomy places the organism in Eukaryota, Metazoa, Chordata, Ceratodontiformes, Protopteridae. Gene Ontology annotation, biological process: Cajal body organization. Gene Ontology annotation, cellular component: Cajal body.